Adineta ricciae is the source of this 3135-nucleotide messenger RNA. Lineage: Eukaryota; Metazoa; Rotifera; Eurotatoria; Adinetida; Adinetidae. The record is from the annotation of a GenBank genome assembly.
AUGUCGAAAUAUCGACCACCACGUUUUACAUGCUGGCAUCCAUUAUUACCAGCAUUUUCAGCUCGAUUAAUAAUUGCAUUUCGAACGUUGUUAGGAAUAUCGUGCGUGGCCGCGUUUACUCUUUUUCCUCAAACUUCGUUUUCAAUCAAAGGUCAACUUUUACUCGGUGUUAGCUUUAUCGUUGCAAUUAAAAGUACACUCGGAGCGACAAUUCAAUCAGCUACUCGCUUAUAUCUUGGUGGUGCUAUCGCAACUGUUUAUUGUCUAUUAGUAAUCAAUUUUUUACCAAAUAAUGUUUAUUAUUCGGUGGGUGCGACGAAUGUUCUCGUUCUUCUCAUUGUCUAUACCGAUUUACCUGUUACUGUUCGGCGAUUUUCCAUUGUACCGACGUGUAUCAUAUUAAUACAAUGGUGGUCGAAACCGAACAUCGAUACGAGUUUUGCGCUGCAAAUCUGGGCCUCGUUAUCCAUUGGUUCAACCUUAGCUGUGCUUGUCACGUGUAUUCCACUUCUAGUUGUUCCAACAGCUUAUCGUGAAUUAACGAUGCGUAUGAGGUUUAUCGCUCGACAGACAAGACGCGAAAUAACAGCGAUUGUUUUGCUUAUAUCUGAGUUUCAUAACACACAUUUAAUGGAAGGUUAUGGGCAUGAACUACGUGCAAAAAGUAAAAAAAUGAGUAUAACAGAGGAGCAUGAUAAUGGUAUUGAGAUUUUGAACAAUUCUUUUCGUGAUGAAGAAAUUCGAAGUCAUUCCGCAUCAUUCGAAGAUCUUCGAGAUGAUCAUCUACUCAAAAGUGAUAUCCAGGAUUUACAUUCAUUAGUCAACGAUGAAUUAAAACAAAUGCAACGUGCCUUAACAGAAAUCUCGCACGAACCUUAUUUUAUUUUGCUAAAAUUGCUCAAUUUAAUUCGACGCAUAGGUCGACAUAUACCGUUUAUCAAACGAUUUGUUAAACCAGCGUCAACGCUUCAAGCAAGGUUAGCUAUAUGGACAACCGGUCUAGCUUCAAUACAACGAGCAAUUACUGCGAUGUUAGUAUUAGAUCAUCAUCACCACGCGUUUGUUGGUCAACGUCAACUGAUUAAUGCUAUUUGUCAUCUUCUCGACUCGACAUUUGAUUUUUUGGACUCAGCACUUCCUUAUACAACAGCAUCGACGAGUUAUUUCGAUAAGGCACAUGUAAUAGCUUGUCGAACAAGAGUUGAAGAAGCUUUAGAGGUGUUUUUCGAAACCUAUACGCAAGUACGAGAAAGUCCACGUCAUUCAGAAAUAUCAAAUACGGAUGCAAUUCGUUUAAACACAUUUCUUCUACUUACAUUACGUCUUGUCCAUUCGACUAUAACCGCUGCUGAAACAAGUAAAACUCCCGGUGCUCAUUUUGACAAUCCGUCAGAACCAACGCCAACCGCACCGCAACCUAAAGCAAAAUUUAGCUGGAGAAAACCGUGCGAUGCUCUUGCAGCCUAUAUCGGCAUUCGUCCAACAACUGAGAAGUUCGUUCGCUCAAUAAAAACAUGCCUCAGUGUACUUAUAUCUGCUGUCACUGUUAUUUAUUUUCGUGAUCGUUUACAAGCAAAGGGUUGGUUCUAUUGGGCACCGAUGACAACAGCACUUGUUUCUGAUUCUUCUGAAGGCAGCACACUUCGUCUUUCACUUCAUCGUUUAAUGGCUGUUUUGCUCGGUUCAACCUAUGCGUAUGUUGUUGUACGUGUGUUAGAAAAUAACAUUGCCGUUGGUAUAUGUAUUUGUUUAUUUGUUGGAUUAAUGGGCUAUUUAAAAACUGAUCCGAGAAAAGAAUAUUUUGCAAGUGUUUGUGGCCAAUCAGCAUCGAUUAUAACGUUCCUUUCUGGAAAUAAUCAAGGACAAAUGAGUGCAUCGAAUUCGGCUGUUUUAGCUCGUACAAGUUUAACAUUUCUGGGUAUAUUUAUUCAUGUUUUGAUUUCGAAUAUAUUUCUACCUAUUACUGCUCGAGCAAUCAUUAAGAAAAAGGUAUCUUUAAUGAUUGGCAAUGUUUCUGAAUCUUUGAAAUCGUCGACUGAAGACUUCUGUUCAUUUAUUCGUCCGAUUAUCGGUGAUUCUAAGGGUGCAUCAGGAAAUAAACCAUCGUUUAAUCUAAACAAAACUCUUGGAGAAACUGAACGUAUCGCCGAUAGCUUUCCUGUUUUGCUUGAAGAAGCUCUGAAUGAACCGAAUUUCUGGAAACGACCAUUCGUACAAAUCAAAGAUCGAUACGGCGAAGUAGCCAAAUCUCUCCGUCGAAUCAGUGUUGACAUUCGAUUCGUUCAUCGGUGUACCACAAUUCUCAAAGCUGAAUCCAAACUACAUUUUGCUCAGGAAGCCAAAUGGCAAGUUCGACGAGCAAGUGUUGCUGCAAGUAAUGCUACCGAGCCGAGAACACGUGCUUGGACAAUGAAAGAAUUACGUACGGAUCAUAAAUUACAGACUGACUUAGAUAUUCCAUUAACAAUCUUUAUGAGUUACUCACCCAAUUGCAAACCAAAAUUCGAACACAAGGCUCUCAUCUCAAAUAAUUCAUCUGCGUCCCUUCGUCUGGCUCAUACAGUCUUAUAUCAACCUGUUCUUGAACAUAUUUGCACACUUGAGGAACGUAUCCAGCACGUUCUCAAAUUAGCUGGGCAGUUGAUUGAGAAACAAGCAGCUGUUGAUGUCGGAUCUUAUGAAUUAGAACAAAUUGCUUCUGAAGACUCUCACGAUGAACAAGACAUAACACUUUUAAAAACGCAGCGAACAUUGAAUCGUGGUCCAUCUUUUUACGCUGUUCCACAGUUCGAAGCUCUUCCUGUUAUUUCCAAUCAUUAUCGAUUCUUUUCUUGUUGUAAAGGUAAAAAAGUCGAACACGAACCGUUACCAUCCUUGCGAAAUGCUGUCGAUGCCAUGUUAGUCGCAUUAGUGGAUUUUCUCUAUGCCAGCGAUCGAUUUCUCCGUGCAGAAUUCGUCGCCAAUCAAUCAAUUGGUGAUGUUUUAGCUUUUCAUACAUUAUCCUACGCAAUCAAAGAUAUGGUUGAAGCAACAACGAACCUUGCGAAGAAUAUUCGACGCAUCAAACAUAUCGAUACACGAACAUUGAUUCGUGCUGAACGAGAAGAACGAAUUCUGGCACAUGAAGUAGUUUAG